UGAAUUGGCAUCUACAAAAUCCUCUCACCACAUAUAUAAUCCCAUUUUCCUCACCCCACACACAUAACACACCGUUUCUCUGCUCUUCCGCCACCAUGAACAACCGCGAUUGGGUUGAAGCCGCUCUUAUGAACCAGUCCGUGGUGGCUGAGCUGCUGAUUCGGCUCAAGUACUCCGACCCCGCUCCGAUGCGGAGCUCUCAUGGAGUUGCCGUCGACUGGAGCGUCCGACAGCGUCGCUCCAAGCAGAUACUCAAGGAAAAAGGCGAGCCCGCCAGAGACAGCCCCAGUACGCCGCUUUCUUGGAGAAGCGCCACCUCCGCUAGCGGUGGCGCUACGGACGUCGAGGAUUCCACCCGAGCCGAUAAGGCAUCCGACAUGAGAUCUAAGAAUAUUGCUGUCGGUGAAUCAUCUAACAUCAGGAAGCAACGAAAGAGAAAGACUUUUGCUGAACUUAAAGAGGAGGAGGAGUUGCUGCUGAAGGAAAGGAAUCAUCUGCAGAUGGAACUGCAAACUUUCACUAUGAAUUUGAAAAAACAGAGAGCAAAAAAUGAACACUUGAAAAGAGUGAAGCUUGGUACACAAUCACCUCCUGCAAAGAAGGCAGUUGCCCCAUCUCUUGCAUUCAAACCUGUGGCUGAUCAACCAGCUCCAAUGGUGCCCACAACAGUCUCAGGCAGUGGUGAGUAUGCUGUACCACACCAAUAUUUACCUAAUGGUUCUUCAAAAGUUCAAGCUGUAGUGAAAAAGGAGCCUAGAUUCCUGCUACCUGACCUAAACCAGCCUCUGGAGGAGGAUUUCAGCUCUUAGGGUAUAUGGGAAUGAGCCAAGAAUGAUAAAUUUUAUAGGGAUGUUCCUUUGGUAAAUGAAGUGGAACCAAGAUCGGCGAAAAGGUUUAAUGCUUAAUAAAGGAGUAGCCCAAUUAUGAUAAAGAUUAGUUCUUGUAAUUACAGAAGCAUGUGGCUUUGCCAGAUCUUGAGUAGACUCUGGAAGUUUUUAAAUUUCUUUUACACACAGGAAGGUAGUGGGGCAGUGUAGAGAUCCUAACCCAGUAGACCCAAUCACAUUCUUUUCUUUCACAGUUAGGGCCAACCCUCAUUCCUUCUGUUUUCAUUUGGAAAAAACUACAUAUAAUGAGUAAUUCUUUCUAUUGAUAAUCUAAUGCUUGGACACCUUCAAUUCUGAA
Vitis riparia (riverbank grape) is the source of this 1185-nucleotide messenger RNA. RefSeq lists its product as uncharacterized. The coding region runs from base 96 to 809 and encodes 237 amino acids. Lineage: Eukaryota; Viridiplantae; Streptophyta; Magnoliopsida; Vitales; Vitaceae. The record is from RefSeq and is a predicted model, not a curated record. The transcript has 5 exons.